GCAGUUAUCGCAGACAGGCUUCUUUAUCCUUCUUCAUGUCCUGGGGACUUGCCAGCUGCCAGGGCACUCUGUUUUCCGUGUUUCCAAAUAAAGUUCUGGGACUUGCAAAGGAGAUUUAUGCAAAAACAAACGAUAAUGAUUGCCCUUAGCAAGAAUGGCUUAUGUUCUCAGCUCUGCCUUGCUCUCUGUGCCUUUGGGCUGAUACUGCUGGAGGAUUUGUCCCAGGCUCUACUUAUGGAGGAUCAGGAUUAUUACCUGCAGGAGAUUAGCAACAGGGAUCAUUAUUAUUCCUUUCCGUAUCCUGGUGAAGAGUAUUUCCCUUUCACGGAGCAACCCGGAGAGGAAGGAACUAUCCGUGCUGCAGAGACAGAGGAGGAGCACCCAAGGUUCAAACCAAGCAGGAAGGAGUUAAAACCGAAGAAAACCAGCAAAAAAGGAAAAUCUAUUCUUGAAACUCCACCAGAUUGUCCUCCACUUGGUCUUGAGACAUUAAAAAUUACUGACUUCCAGCUACAUGCUUCCACAGCAAAGCGAUACGGCCUUGGGGCCCACAGAGGAAGGCUUAAUAUUCAGGCAGGUGUUAACGAAAAUGAUUUUUAUGAUGGUGCUUGGUGUGCAGGAAGAAAUGACCCGUAUCAGUGGAUUGAAGUAGAUGCUCGAAGGCUAACAAAAUUCACUGGAGUUAUCACACAAGGAAGAAACUCUCUCUGGUCGAGUAACUGGGUGACCUCUUACAGAGUAUUGGUGAGCAAUGACAGCCAUGCAUGGACUGUUGUCAAAAAUGAAUCUGGAGAUAUGAUUUUUGAAGGAAACAGUGAGAAAGAGAUCCCAGUUCUCAAUAUGUUACCGGUACCACUGGUUGCACGCUAUAUCCGUAUAAACCCUCGAUCAUGGUUUGAAGAAGGUAGCAUCUGUAUGAGAUUGGAAAUCUUAGGGUGUCCUCUGCCAGACCCAAAUAAUUAUUACCACCGAAGAAAUGAAAUGACAACCACAGAUGAUCUUGAUUUUAAACAUCACAACUACAAAGAAAUGAGGCAGUUGAUGAAAACUGUGAAUAAAAUGUGCCCGAAUAUCACAAGAAUUUACAAUAUUGGAAAAAGCAACCAAGGACUAAAGCUGUAUGCUGUUGAGAUUUCUGACAACCCGGGAGAACACGAAGUUGGUGAACCAGAAUUUCGGUACAUUGCAGGAGCCCAUGGGAAUGAAGUGCUUGGACGUGAGCUAAUCCUUUUGUUAAUGCAGUUCAUGUGUCAAGAAUAUCUGGCUGGGAACCCACGCAUUGUGCAUCUCAUUGAGGAUACUAGAAUUCACCUCCUUCCUUCACUCAACCCAGAUGGAUAUGACAAGGCAUAUCAAGCGGGUUCAGAAUUGGGGGGCUGGUCUUUAGGACGAUGGACUCAGGAUGGCAUUGAUAUCAACAAUAAUUUUCCUGAUUUAAACUCUUUACUCUGGGAGUCUGAAGAUCAGAAGAGUAAAAGAAAAGUUCCAAAUCAUCACAUUCCAAUUCCAGACUGGUACCUGUCUGAAAAUGCCACAGUAGCUGUUGAGACACGAGCAAUAAUAGCAUGGAUGGAAAAAAUUCCUUUUGUGCUAGGUGGCAAUUUACAGGGAGGAGAAUUGGUGGUCGCAUACCCCUAUGAUAUGGUGCGUUCUAUGUGGAAAACCCAGGAUUAUACACCCACCCCGGAUGACCAUGUCUUUCGCUGGCUUGCAUAUUCCUAUGCUUCCACUCACCGGCUGAUGACAGAUGCUAGAAGGAGAGCAUGUCAUACAGAGGAUUUCCAGAAGGAGGACGGCACUGUUAAUGGGGCCUCAUGGCAUACAGUGGCUGGAAGCAUAAAUGACUUCAGCUACCUGCACACAAACUGCUUUGAGCUAUCCAUCUAUGUAGGCUGUGACAAGUAUCCCCAUGAGAGUGAGUUACCUGAAGAAUGGGAAAACAACCGCGAAUCUCUGAUAGUCUUUAUGGAACAGGUCCAUCGGGGCAUCAAAGGCGUCGUAAAAGAUAUACAUGGAAAGGGAAUUCCAAAUGCCAUUAUUUCAGUAGAAGGUGUUAACCAUGACAUUCGCACAGGAAGUGAUGGGGAUUACUGGCGUCUUCUCAACCCUGGGGACUAUGUGGUUGGCGUGAAAGCAGAGGGCUAUACUGCAGCCAGUAAGACCUGUGAAGUUGGCUAUGACAUGGGAGCUACUCAAUGCGACUUUACAAUCUCCAAAACCAAUCUUGCAAGAAUCAAGGAAAUCAUGAGGAAAUUUGGGAAGCAGCCAAUUAGUCUGUCAGUGCGACGGCUCAGGCAGAGGGCUAGGCAAUGGCGCCAUCAAAGAUAGACUCCUGCCCAGUAUCACAAGGCUUUCACAAGCUCUGCUUCUAUCAGCCUGACUGUAGUAGUAGUAAGAGUUUCAUAGCCCAUCUUUUAGUACAUAUUUUUUCUGUACAAAGUCUUUCUGUUAGUAGAGCUGGAUGAAUAGUGGAUUUUUCAGUUCGGUGAAAAAUCAGAAACAAGAUUCCAUUCAAAUUGAACCAGAAUAAGCCUCAGGUUAGGGGGAGAGGCAGGAGGAAUGAAAAAAAAGAUGUUUUGAGUUAACACGAAAUGAGAUACUUUGCUUUUGGGUUAUUUGUAAAUCAGUUUUCUAAAACAAAAACAAACAAAAAAACCCUCAAAAUUAUUAGGAAGAAGUAUUUUGAAUGAGAAGCUGAAAAUUACUAUUUUAAAAGUAAGAAAUAGAUAUUUUGCAAUUCAAAAAAGUUUUGACACUCUUCACUCUUUAUUCUCAUAUAAGAGGAAAGCUGGGAAGGGAUAACUUCUUUUGAAUAUCUUUGAAAUUUUUGUUGAAUUUUCUAUCCUGCUUUCCCUGAAAAUCCAUUUUUUGACAAGCACUGUGGUCUUCAGGGAAAAAAAAAAAGCUGAAGCAAAUACUGCAUCUCAGUCUUUUGGAUUGUUUGUAUUUAAGGAUAUCUGAUGAUUCCAGAACUUAGUACCCAGAGUGUUUUCUUCUCUGGAUUUUUAAGGCUAUAUUUUUAUUCUGUGAACUAAAUAUAACCGAAACGGCAUUGGACAAGGGCUACUGUAGUACUGUGGAAUGGCAUCUCCUCUGUAACCCAGGAGAAGGACUUGAAAUGAAGCUUUUCUUGUGGAUAAAGCCAGUCAUAUAAUCUGUAUGAGAUGAGAGGCUUGGUCACUGGAGUGUGCAUAGUUCACAAAUCCACUGACAACAUCUUUUUCUUGAUUCUGGCCUACCUACCAAGUAUCUUCUGUGCUCCAGCACACCUUGUACCACUGUCUUCCCUGACAUUUAAAGGAUUUUGUGGUCCUCUCUGUGAUCUGCUCCCCUAUCUUGUCAUAUUGCCACUACAGCUGCUGCUUUUCAGGCCUCACUACUCUGAGAGCUGGAUUUGAGCUUUCUUGGCUUAUAAGUAACAAACUUGUACAGCAGGACAGGGCUGAGGUUCAGGAAAGAUGCAGAUCAACUUUAGGAGAGACUGAGCUAAGCAAACACUGGUCAAAUCAUCAGCUGGUGAAAAUCAACUUUGUUCUGUUGGUUUCAGUGUUAUGACUGUAAGUUAUACCAAAUGAAGGUCCAGCUGUACAUUUUUAUCCAAUCAAAAUUCUAUGGAUAAACAAACACCUCUAGUGUGCAUGGUAGCAUGACUGCAGUAUACAUUUCCAAAUACAGUUCUGUUUAAAACGUUUUCAUUGCUAUUACAAUUCUUGCCUAACUUGAUAUGAUUAUUGGAAAAGAUAUUCACCAAAGUAUCAUUCAAAACUGAGGAAAAAUAAAUUGCAAGUAGAAAACUUACUGUGAAAAUACAA
Rhea pennata is the source of this 3812-nucleotide messenger RNA. RefSeq names its product carboxypeptidase X, M14 family member 2 (gene CPXM2). The transcript is spliced from 13 exons. Gene Ontology annotation, molecular function: metallocarboxypeptidase activity; zinc ion binding. The record is from RefSeq and is a predicted model, not a curated record. Gene Ontology annotation, biological process: peptide metabolic process; protein processing. Lineage: Eukaryota; Metazoa; Chordata; Aves; Rheiformes; Rheidae. The coding region runs from base 118 to 2328 and encodes 736 amino acids.